Molecule: messenger RNA, 1602 nt
Organism: Diprion similis
Lineage: Eukaryota; Metazoa; Arthropoda; Insecta; Hymenoptera; Diprionidae
Product: putative malate dehydrogenase 1B
Exons: 8
Coding region: 25-1602 (525 amino acids)
Biological process (GO): malate metabolic process; tricarboxylic acid cycle; oxaloacetate metabolic process
Molecular function (GO): L-malate dehydrogenase (NAD+) activity
Source: RefSeq, a predicted model, not a curated record
UCAAACUGAUAAAUCUAACCAAAGAUGACAGCCAACCAGCCAUUAAUCUUGGUAGCUGGCAUCGUGGAGGACCAGGUUUUCUCCCAUGUGUGCUAUGUUGCUAAUCAUUUAUCUCAAACUCUACCGAAUUUUAAAUUUAAAAGGAUUUGUAAACAAUAUGAAGAAUGGGAAGUACGAAUUCAAACCCUACAACAUUCUUUGUACAAAAUCAACAGGAAAAUCUGUUUGCAUAUAGCCGUGGUUGGCGAAGAUCUGCAAAACACAAGGCUGGUCACACAAAAAUUCACCACUCGUGACGCAACUCAAUUCUGGGAAUUUAUUCGUGAGUACUAUGGUAUUGAGUCCCAGCUUAGUAACAAUGAACUGAACACGUUGGGGCAAGAUUGCAGUCAGGAAACAGAAAUAAGGGCAUAUAAGAAUAUGUUGCACGUAAGAAAUUCAAAACUGCAUAUUUCAAUAUUUGGAUCAGACAAACAACUGUGUGAAAACCUGGCAGUUGACUUAUGUGCAAUUAAAACACUGCAUUUUACAAGGGAAAUGGUUGUGAGAAUGUACAAUGCCCCUGUGCCUAGUACAAGAGUAAAUGAACAAACAAUAGAUAUAGAAACACCCUGCAAAAGCUCAUCUGCUAUUGAAAUUGUACAAUCACUAAGUAUUGCUUUGAAUGACUGCGACAUACUUAUUAUAUUAGACGAAAUACUAAUGGAGACUGGAGAACCAGUAGAUCAUUGGUUAAAUCGUAACCGAUCGUCCAUGCUUGACUUAGCAAGGCACAUAAAUGAUUUCGCCCCAGAUUACAUGAAGGUGGUAUUUUGUUCAGCGGGCCCAAAUUGUCUCAACGCCGGAGUGCUUGCUUCUACAGUUGUAAACUUGGAUGUAAAUAAUAUUGUCGUUGUGAGUAGUCACCUAGGACUUGAAAUUUUGUGUGAAACAGCAAAUUUGGUUGAUGUAGCAUUAGAAGAAAUGGGGUGCCCUCCAGUUUGGGGCUUUAUAGGCAUAAACCAUUUUGUGGAUAUACGCAACACUAUUCAGAGACACGAAAUUUAUAGACCCAAUAACCGAGCGUUGAAAUCUCGAAAUGGUACAACGUUGUCACUGGGGGUGAGGCACCGAGAGUUAAGAUCAAUAUUCUACCUGGUACAUGACAAGGACCCUGAUGUCACUCUUCUUGAGCAUAAAGUUCCGCUGGCAGGUAACUCUCAAAAAUGCACAGCGAUCUGUGAUCUUGUCAAACUUUGGUACAACAAAAGCAGCAAUGUGGAAGAUGAAAUUAUUUCUUUAGGAAUUUGCUCAAAGGGAAUGUUUGGCAUUCCGAAGGGGAUAUUUUUCUCGCAACCUGUGUAUUUACAACAAUUGAUGGACGACAGCCGUUAUUGGAUACCAUGUGCUGAAUUUCCACAACCAGAUUAUCAACACUGGAUUUUGAACAACAUGAUUGAAACUGCUCAAAUUUUGGCAGAGAAACUCAUCUAUGCGACGGACCCAUUAAAGAUCGAUUACAGACACACGUGCAUAGAUAUAUCCAAGGUCGAAGCCACCAUUCCCACUGUACAUAUGUACAUGAAUACUGAAUACGAAAAGAUCAUUGAUUCUGCUUUCUAA